CAUAAUCGUUGAACCAUGAGUGAAAUAAUUUUUUAAAACGACGUAAUAAAUGAGAUUUUAAUGAUUUUGCAACGGGUAAAUCGUUUCAAGUAAGUCAUGCAAUAUGUGUAGCUAAUUUGAACCGGCGAUACACUGUUUCGACCAGGGAAGUGUCGCUACCAGUGGAAUGGGAGCUCAUCAGAAAGUAUAAAAGAGCUCGAGCGACGCGACUGCUCGGCUUCCGUAGGGCAACGUUGAUUUGGGAUUAUUGGUAUUGUUUCUCUGGAACCUUGGAUUGACAAUACGAAUCAUCCGGCAAUGGCCCUUAGCCAAACAAGCGUGCUAAAACUUUACAAUACGGUGAUCGAAGAUGUUAUUGCCGGAGUGCGGGAAUCCUUUCUCGAUGAAGGAGUUGACGAACAAGUUUUGCAGGAGCUCAAGCAAAUCUGGGAGUCUAAACUUUUAUCCAAUAAGGCUGUGGAAUUGAAUCCUGAUCCGCCUGAACCUCAACCACCUCAACUUGCUUCUCAUAAAUCAUCAAAUUCAUCGAAAGGUAGAUCUUCAAAUGCAGCAAAUCAUUUUGCUCAACAACAACAGCAGCAGCAAGUCGCUACGGCAUCCUCAACAACAGCCCCUGUGCAACAACCUCCCACAGUAAUUCAACAACAACAACAAGCACCAGCUCCGCCCCAACAACAAAUACAGCCACAACCUCAACAAGUUCAACAACAAAUCCAACCACAAUCUGUACCACAGCUCCAACAACAACAGCAGACAACUCGUACGAUUCAACAACACUCAACCCCUGGAAUCCCGAUUCAACAACAUUCUACCAUACCUGUUCAACAACAAGUGGUGACGGCUCCUCCGACCCUCUAUGAACGACAAGUUCCCAUUCAAAUUACGUUACCUGGGCCAGCCGACUCUGCCGAUGGAAAACCCAAAGUUCUUACAAUUCAAGUGCCCGCUUCGGCAAUUCAAGGAAAUCAGUUGCAUACGAUUCUCACAGGCCCUGUAAUUACGGCCGCAAUGGGUUUUCCGACGGACGUUGCCUCUAGGCUGCUUCAACAACAUGUUGACAAAACUCUCCAAGGACAGGCUGCACUAGCACCCAUGCAAAUCAAUCAGCCCAUUCAAGUUAUUACUCAAAAUACUAAUAACGUGCAGCCAGUGUCUCAGUUACCGGUACAAAGCCAAGGAACUCAAGGUAACAUGACACAAUUGGACGGUCCAAUGGGUGAUUCUUCCGACGACGAUGAGGAGGAAGAGGAGGAUGAUAACGAUGACGAUGACGAUGAUAUUGAUAAGGAUGAGGAAGAAAAUGAUGAGGCUGGUGCUUGUGAAGAGGAACCCCUCAAUUCGGAAGAUGACGUCACGGAUGACGAUCCAACCGACCUCUUCGACACGGACAAUGUGGUUGUUUGUCAAUACGACAAGAUUACAAGAAGCAGAAACAAAUGGAAAUUCUACUUGAAGGAUGGAAUUAUGAACUUGAGCGGCAAGGAUUACGUUUUCCAGAAGGCAAAUGGUGACGCGGAAUGGUGAAUUGCGGAAAAAAUCUUUUUUCGUGAUAUUGCCACGAGGUUAACGUCCGAAAGGGCGCUUCCAAAUACCUAGAUCCGUCGUGAGCUCGUUUGCUCGUCGAGCUUUUCAGUUCUACGAGAUCAUCAGCAUGUUCGAUUCUCGAAAACAUGAAUUUAUUGUUGAAGAUAUGGAAAAAAUAAUAAAAUAAUAACGAGAAACGACGGAUCUUGGGUCAUGAAUAAGAGUAGCUGAAUCAAAGUUACUGAAGUGGUGGUGGAUAUUGAACGAUCCAAUUUGUUCCUGACUGUUUAAAAGUGUAAACGGAAACCAAAACUUUUACUUUUUUUCUUCCUUUUUUUCGUUGAUAAUUUAUAAUAAUAUAAUUUUUUAAGUGAAUGCAAUUUUCAGGGAAUUUUAUUCGCUCCGUUUUUCUUUUCUACAAAGAUAUUCGAAAUAUUAUUUUUCCGGAUAAAUGUUAUCAAUGGUUUAUUCGAAAUUUUCAUUCGAAAAAAUGAGUAUCUCUUCUCCAAUAUUUAAAAUUUUCUCCCGAGAUCUGGGCAUUGAAUUUCACGUACAAUUUUCUCUCCUCAUAUCUGUACUUUCAAAUCGUUGAGUCAAUCUUUUCGUGCAAUGCUUUAGUCGCCUUAAGCGUGUCUUCUCCAGAGACCCAAAGAAUAACAAAAGUUUCCGAGAUUAUUGAAAGCAGCUCAUACAAAGUAAAAAAAACAUCUUCCAUAGCGUUCUUUUAACGUAAUUACGCAGCGAAUUCUUCCAUUUGAGAGAGCUGUAUGUGACUUCGGAUACAUGAUGAACUAUUUUUUAAUAAAAUUAGCUUGAAAAAAACAAACUCGUGCGCGAUCGAAACUUUAUUUGAAAGCAAAUGAAAGCGGGGGAGAAUUAUUUUGUACAUAAAACCUGAUGCCCGCUGUCGAUUAAAACUAGAAUUGACUUUUGGAAAAGAAAUAAAGAAUAGUGAGUCCAUGCUGGUUCAAACCAAUUUCGAAGGAUACAUGUGUCUUAUAACGUUACUAGUUCUAACGACGGGACUCGUCAUUACCAUCAUUAUUAUUAACUCAUUAUAUAUUAUUAGUUUAUUUUAUUAUUAUACAUUAUGUGCAUCACAGAGCAAAAAAGUGUGCCUGAAGCGUAUACACACAAACGUACUUAAAGCUGCUAUAUCUUCGGCUAAAAAUUCAUUUUCCAACAAUAACAAAAAUUAGCUGAUGAAACUUGCCUCCAGGGGAUUUUCACCCCAAAUUUCACGAUUAUAUCUAACGACCAGGCAUGCUCAAACGAUUGAUCCCGAUGAUAUGAUAUCAACGUGAAAAAAGAAUGGAAAAAAAUGAAGCUAAAAUAUACUAAUUGCGUCGUCGAUCCUGUAAGAGAACGCGUAUAAAAAUGAUAUUUUAAUAAAGUCAUAGAAACAGA
Messenger RNA from Venturia canescens, 2931 nucleotides. RefSeq names its product transcription factor IIA L (gene TfIIA-L). The transcript is spliced from 7 exons. Lineage: Eukaryota; Metazoa; Arthropoda; Insecta; Hymenoptera; Ichneumonidae. Gene Ontology annotation, biological process: transcription initiation at RNA polymerase II promoter; transcription by RNA polymerase II. The record is from RefSeq and is a predicted model, not a curated record. Bases 298 to 1524 code for a protein of 408 amino acids. Gene Ontology annotation, cellular component: transcription factor TFIIA complex.